CGUUCCCGUCCAGCCUCUUCCGUCUUCGGCAUCCCUGCACAUCUCCCUUUGUCCCCCGUUUUUGUCGACACGAGACACAACCGAUCUCAAGCCUAAACUGCAACCGACAACACGGCGCAAGCUGCGAUAAGCCUCUUCGUUUCAUACUGCGACCGCAUAUGCGCUCGAUCUGAACCCACGCAAGGGACCAGUUUGCCUUGAACCUCACUGACUGAAGGGCAUUGCGGGGCACAAGCAAAUGCGACGACAUGAAGGCCAUUCGCCGAUCUCUAAAGAACGACAAGGAGCACAAGCACGCACCGUCCCUUUCUAUCACACCCAAAACCAUCCAGGCACUGCCGCCGAAGAAGGUCAUCAAGGCGCUCUAUGACUACGAACCGCAAAAUGGAAACACGCAAGAGCUGGCAUUCCACAAGGGCGACUUCUUCCAUGUCCUGAGUCGCGAAGAAGACACCGAAUGGUACGAGGCGUGUAAUCCACUCAUCCCUACUGCUAGAGGUCUUGUACCUGUCGCAUUCUUUGAAGUGGUGGGCAAGCAGCAGCGACAGAGCGGCAACUCCCUGUCUUCUCCAGGGGAGAGGGUAGAUGGGCAUGACUCUGGGUUCUCCGAAAAAGGCUCAACCAAGUCUGGCCACACCCGAUCCGAAUCAACUGCCACGACUAGGCCGGCCGUACACCAGCGAGGACCCAGCAUGACCAACAGAAAUGGCGGCGGCGCGAUGGUGUAUGGCGUUGUGCAAUAUGACUUCAACGCAGAGCGACCAGAUGAAUUGGACGCCAAAGCCGGCGAAGCUAUCAUCGUGGUGGCCCAGUCAAACCCGGAGUGGUUCGUCGCAAAACCGAUAGGACGGUUGGGAGGACCAGGACUCAUACCCGUGUCAUUCGUCGAUAUUAAGGAUACCGCCACCAUGCAAUCGGUCCCCGACCCAUUGGACGCUGUUCGCAAGGCUGGUGUACCUAAAGUUGAAGAGUGGAAGAAGUUUGCCGCAGAGUACAAAAACAACAGCAUCAGUCUGGGCAAAUUCGACAGUCCACAAGCUCAAAUGUCGGCCGCUAUGGCUCGGAUGAGUCUACAAAAUGCUGGCUCGCAACAAUCUCUUGCCAGCAAUGGCUAUUCGCAACCCCCCGGCUCUAGAUCAUCUCAACAACCACAGAUUCCUCUCGCCCCCAUCAGCGCUUCUGUACCUCGCUAUUGCUUCGACAAUGAUAUGUACUGGUACAUUAUUGAGUGCCAGAUGGAAGAUGGUCGGUGGUGGGAGCUCUCCCGGUAUUAUGCAGAUUUCUACGAUUUCCAGAUCGCCCUCCUCGAGAUGUUCCCCGAAGAAGCAGGUAACAAGGGAAAGCCGCGAACACUUCCUUUCAUGCCCGGACCAGUAGCUCACGUCACCGAUGCCAUUUCGAACGGCCGGCGCCAGAACCUGGAUGAGUACAUCAAGAAGAUUGUGGAAAUGCCCAACCACAUCUCCAAAAGCAUGUUGGUCCGGAAUCUCUUCAAGCCGAGAAUAGGUCAAGAUUUUGAGAUUGAUCCGAGCGCAUUGGGAGAAGACUACCGGUUGUCUGAGGGGUCACAGCAGUCGAUGCAGCCAGUCUCACGCAUGUCUUCGAAUCAACCAGGACCGCCAUCCGGUUAUGGUGGUAUGCCGCUACCUGGGUCUUCUCGAAACUCACAACAGCGGCCACCAGUCCCCAUGUCCGGCGGCAUGGGCGGACCGCCUUUCCUCCAUUCUCAAGCGAGCAACCUUACACAAGCAUCGACAUCUUCCAGCAUGAAGCAAGGCAAUGCCAACACACCCAUGAAGGUGAAGGUGUUUUUCCAAGACGAUAUCAUUGCGAUCCGAGUGCCUCAGGAUAUUCCUUUCGCAGCGUUGAAGGAGCGACUAAUGGAGCGACUCAAGCUCAACGAGGGCAUUGUGAUUCAGUACAAAGAUGAGCCCACCAAUGCCCUGGUCGACAUGCAGAAUGAUGGCAACCUGGACGUGGCACUGGAACGAAACCCCAAGCUCACCUUGUAUGUAAACUAUGCCACGGGUUGAGGAAGCGAGUCUGAUCCUCGACGCAAAACGAUGGCCCGAUUCUUUCUUGUCGGAAGUAUAAAGGGAAGACAGGGCAACCUGAUGAGCGAUGCUUUAAUGUGGUCAUGUCAACGGCGUAUCGGGCUCGGUAUCUUGGGAGCAACUCUUUCGACAUCGGUACAAUAGCAGAGCUCAAAAGUUUCCAUUCAUUUG
Molecule: messenger RNA, 2225 nt
Organism: Exophiala viscosa
Lineage: Eukaryota; Fungi; Ascomycota; Eurotiomycetes; Chaetothyriales; Herpotrichiellaceae
Product: bud emergence protein 1
Exons: 3
Coding region: 249-2033 (594 amino acids)
Biological process (GO): superoxide anion generation
Cellular component (GO): cytoplasm
Molecular function (GO): superoxide-generating NADPH oxidase activator activity; protein binding; phosphatidylinositol binding
Source: RefSeq, a predicted model, not a curated record